This is a messenger RNA of Stereum hirsutum FP-91666 SS1, 396 nucleotides long. RefSeq lists its product as uncharacterized. NCBI's taxonomy places the organism in Eukaryota, Fungi, Basidiomycota, Agaricomycetes, Russulales, Stereaceae. The record is from RefSeq and is a predicted model, not a curated record. The transcript has 4 exons. Bases 1 to 396 code for a protein of 131 amino acids.
AUGUCCACGCCAUCGUGGCUGUUCGGUCAAAACAUCUCCGCGGCGGACUGCAGGCGUUUGACCACCAGCCAUCCUGAUCUUCCGUCAGAUUUUGACACGCUUACAAACUUGUCGAAGAAACGUCCUGUCGAUGUAACAGAGACAACUUCAGCUACGGUCGCAAAGCGACAGAAAACGCACCAGCUCCUAGGAAAGAUGAAAAUCCAGAUAGCCAUGGCCGAAACAACGCAGCCAGACUCUGCCCCACAGUAUUUCGAGCCCGACGACUCUGGUCUUGAUCGUUUUCGUAUCACUUACAUAAUGCGACUGAGAAACGUCUCAAAAAACCAGCCAAAGAAAGCAGGGAAGAAACCGAAGGAGGGACCAUCAUAUAUACCAGGAGCUAUCGGCGCUUAA